GUACAUUAAAUUGGUGAGUAAUUUGUAAGUUCUACGGUCCUUAUUCGUUCUUGGAAUCAAACUUCUAAAUCAGUUUUGGAAAGAUAAAACUGAACAUUUAACGAAGUCGAUCAUUUGUUUAACAUUUGGAAAGCAAUCGAAUCGUGUGUAUGAUCAUCCGUUGUUGUUUUACUCCAGCUGUUUUCCGUUGUGGUUUUAACUCUAUCCAGCUCCGUCGUAUUCGCAUAGCAGUAAGCUAUUUAUUUGCCUUAUCUCCGAAUCGCGUUUGUGUCAUCGCUUAAAGAAGCAAGCACCCACCUGAAAAUUGUAACCGCAGCUGCGUAAAAGGGGACUUUAAUACUUGAAUUUUGGAUAAAUGUACUAUCAUGUGGAUGUGAUGCAUAUCGGUUCGGAAACCAAUCGUUUGAAUGAGCCAGUUGUAUCCAGGAUGACUCCUGACUAAAAAUAAUACUUUCGAAUCGCGCAUGCCAGAUUCUUUUUGGAGUUGUUUGGAGAAACUAAAACUGGAUAUACUUUGCAAUUAUUCACGGACUUUUAAUCAAGCAAACCACUAUUCAUAAUCCCAUCAGUUAUGCCGAAAUUGUUGGUUAUUCCAGCCGCCUUCUUGUUUUUUGCGCCGGUGAUCCUGGCCUUGAUUUGCGAGCAUUACGACGAUGUCCCAUGCCAGCGCAAUAAAACAGAAUGCCGCGUCAAACAGAAAGUGUGCAUUGAUGAACCCAUGUGCUACGCGUUUUGGAUACUGCAGAAAAUUGACGGUGUGGAGCGCAUGAUUGUAUUGAAGAAAGGAUGUUGGAGUGAUAACAGUUGCAGUAACCAGUCACGAUGUAUCAGCCGGCAAAAUCCUCGGGUAAACCCUUUCAAAAGGGAAGAAGGGCCAAACUAUUUCUGCUGCUGCGAGGGAAACAGCUGUAAUUCGCAGCUGUUCAUGACGCCCGAUAAGUCCACCAAUGUGUCGGAUCAGAUGAAAUAUCAUGAAUACCUUCCGCAUAAAGAACUGCAGACUGCAUCGCGUAUAACAGAUCUACCGUUUCAAAUGCUGAAUGAGCCGGAAAACCCUAAUCGUUAUCAAAGCAACAAUUCCAGUUCCGGUGAGAUUACAGCCGGCCGACUACCGCAUGGUCCUGUCGAGAAAGCCACCACUCUGGAUUCUUUUGUGGUCAUUGUCAUUAUUGCCAGCAUUUUGUUCGCGCUCAUCGUGCUGGGAGUUUUGUUUGUGUGCAUACAUCGCCGAUACCAUAAUCAGGCGCCUUGGGAUGGCAAAAACUCGGGUGUUGACUUGGAAAGUCCGUUACAGAUGGCGCCACUAAUUGCCAAAGAGUACGAAGAUCAAGACGGUUGCGCAUUGCUAAAGAAGAUCCAGUACCUGGAACGGAAGUCCUUAGGGAGAUACGGAGAAGUCUGGAAAGGCAAAAUUAACGAGGUUAUUGUCGCGGUAAAAGUGACCCCUAUCGCGGAAAUGUCAACAUGGAGCAAUGAAGUGAACAUUUAUAAAAAGUUUCUUCUGUCUCCGCAUCCCAGCAUUCUGCGCUGUCUGAUGUCGAGUGAUCCGGGGUCUGAUCUGGGUCGCUUACUCUUGGUGACCGAAUUUCAUCCCUUGGGCUCCCUUAUGGAAGUACUCAAAUGUCGUGUGGUGAGCUUGGAUGAAGCGGAAAAGAUUAUGAGUAGUAUGAUAGCUGGUAUCGCAUUUCUCCACGAUUCGGAUGGGAAACCGGCAAUAGCGCACCGGGACUUCAAAUCCACUAAUGUGCUCAUUAAGAGCGACCUCACCGCCUGCCUGGCCGAUUUCGGGCUGGCCAGUGCAUUCGAGCCCAACGAACGUAUUGGCGAUAAACAUGGACAGGUUGGCACGCGACGCUAUAUGGCACCGGAGUUGUUGGAAGGCGCCAUUUCGCUGAAUGUUGCAUCAUUCCUACGCGUCGAUAUUUAUGCAUGCGGUUUGGUGAUGUGGGAAAUUUUAUCGCGAACCCGAUUCACUCCAAAUGAGCAAGUCGGAAUAUACAAGCUGCCGUUCGAAGACGAACUGGGAAUUAGUCCGACCAAUGAAGCUGUUCAGGGCUCUGUGGUUCAUAAGCGCGUACGGCCGGUGCUUAAGGAAUCAUGGCGGAAGGAUUCGAGAACAUCUCCAGUAUGCGUCACCAUUGAGGAGUGCUGGGAUGCGGAUCCGGAAGCGCGACCCACUGCAUCGUGUUUAUUGAAUCGAGCGAGACAGUUUGCUCACUUGCUCGGUUCGUCGUCGGAUGGUGAACUUCCGCCGCGCUACAGCGACCUGUCAUUAAUAUCACCGUCGCUCGCAUCGCCCCUACGGGACACCACCGUGGUGGCAUGAAACCCGGGAAAGGGGAGAAAAUAUUAUCAUGGCGAGCAUUAUUGAGAAAGCGCACUUUUUGCAGAACCCGAGUGAUUGAUUUGUAUUCAACCGGAAUGUAUACAGGAGGAGAAGGCAUUUUUAUCUAUAUGCACACUGUAUAUCUCUCUCUUGCUGUCUGUUUCUCCCUUAUAUUGUUUUUGUGAAUCUUGAUUGACCCAAAUUUGUGGGACCAGACUGCGCCAGACCGCGAUGCAGACCGUACGCACACAUUAACUACACAGCACCAAGUCAUCGUAAUUGGCCAGCGUUCUGAACAGUGGCCGAUCUUUUGAUUGACAAAAGUCGAGCGGAGAGAUCCAAGUAUGCUGAACCAGAGAUGCCUCCCAGUACGUUAUAUGACACAGCUGAUUGACUGGGUUAUACUCACUGCGAACUGACCCAGUCCCGCCUGUUUGAUGAACCGGCACGGUAUUUUGACGAGCUGCCGUACGAAGUGAAGGACAGUGUGUAUUUCACUGUACAUGAAGAGCUGAAAGAGGGAGACGAGAAUGCGGCGGGGGAUGCGAGAUGUGAUCUUUGGACAAUCGGAAGUAUUGACAUCUUUAUUUGUCCAUUGGGUUGGAUACAUUGUUGGAGAACGUACACGGAUUCCCCUGUAUUACGUCGAAACUCUUGACCAAAGUCCGGACUUCUUGUGCCGUAUAUGUUACCAAUGAAUUUUUUAUACCUCUUCUGUUCCUUUGCGUGGCCAGUAUGACUACGUAAUGGCAGACAACGCGUCCAAAUGUUUAACGAACACACAGGCUUGUUCGUAGAUCUGAAUUAUUUCAAGUUUUAACUUAUAUUUGUUCAUUUUUAGCUUGAUUUUUACAUAGUUUUAAUUGCUUUGUUUUUGACGUUUUGAUUGCAUGCUUGCGUUUUGAUUUUACUUUUCUAAUUUAUGACAUUAGUGAUAUUUCAUGCUAUACCCGGUACAGUUUGUAUUUUUAAAUAUAUUACAGUUUCAGCUUGUUUUUUUAGCAUUUGCAGUGGCUUAGACGUAUGCGCUUUUGCGCUCCACAUUUUAUGUUUGGUUGCUUAUAUUUGGAUUUUGGAUGUCUCGCUGUACUACGUCUAUACCAGAAGCCCGCUGCUGACUGGUCUUUUUGUGGAGAUCGAAGGCCACUAUGUCUGCAAAAAAAUGGACAUCAAUUACACUGGAGAAUUUUGGAAACUUCAAAAUUAUUUCGAUGAAUCCGAAACCUUGCGGUCGGCUAGUGAAACCGGCUUCCAAAGUUCUCUGGUUGCAAAAGUAAAGAAAGCACCGGGUACCACUUUUGCCGAAAUGCCCGUAUGGAUGUUGAUCAGCUGAUUGUAAAAAUUUGUUUUUGCCAAAUAACUGGGGUGAAUGUUCUUGUCGGGAAAUGAAUUCGCACAUAUCUGAUUUUUAAUGUUGUUUGCAGUUUUUAAGAAUAUUAACAUUAUUGAUAUAGUUUGCAGGCGAACUGUUGGUUUGAAUUUUUGGGGAUUAUGUUAUCAUGUUUCUUCAGUGAACAUUUGUACAUAAAAUUCAUUCUGGAGAA
This is a messenger RNA of Paramacrobiotus metropolitanus, 3870 nucleotides long. RefSeq names its product activin receptor type-2B-like. The record is from RefSeq and is a predicted model, not a curated record. The transcript has 6 exons. Lineage: Eukaryota; Metazoa; Tardigrada; Eutardigrada; Parachela; Macrobiotidae. Gene Ontology annotation, biological process: activin receptor signaling pathway; cellular response to growth factor stimulus; protein phosphorylation. Gene Ontology annotation, cellular component: plasma membrane; activin receptor complex. Gene Ontology annotation, molecular function: ATP binding; activin binding; activin receptor activity. The coding region runs from base 572 to 2326 and encodes 584 amino acids.